AGGUUUCGCUGGUAUGGCUAAUUGGACAGUUUCAAUCGCUCCAGAUACACUAAAAUCAAGGCUUCAAACAGGUACUAUAUUUCUUGAAAUUCUUGAGUUCCAAUGUAAAUAGCAAUGAACAAUAUUCAUGAUCUUGGAUCAAUUAAGGAUCUAAAUUGACAACCUCGCAAGCCAGGCUCUCUAUUUCCGCUUCAUGUUUGGGAGAGAAGUGGAAGUAGGGGACCUGCCUUGCGAGGUUGCUAAAUUGGUACUACAUCAGUGUACUAUAUCCGGCGUACUGAUUCUGGGGAUUGUACUUUAAAAACACUCUGGUUAAAAAUUUCCUGGUUAAUCUAAAAAUAAAAAUAACACUGCUUGGGGUAACUUAAUAUGAUCACUAUCGUGUCUAAUUUAACCAGAGUUCUUGGUUAAGUUAACCAGGUUGUGUUAGCUGGAUUAUUAACCAGGAAUUCUUAAUUGGUUAAAGCUCCACCUAUUGAAUUAUGAAAUUUGACCAGGAACAUUAAGUUCUCCCAAACAGGGUUCAUUUUAGAUUAACCAGGAAAUUUUGAACCAAGGUGUUUAUAGAUUCAAAGAUCAUUUUUAGCACUAACCCUGGGUGAGGUCUGCGUUAAAAUCCAUCUCACUGUUUUCGUUUGUUUUUUUUAUUGCAUGGUUCUUUAUUUCGAGAACUUUAAUUAGAAAAUAGAAUUUUAAUAAAUUCAGAAAACAUCUAUGGAAAUAUAUUCCAUGUUUACAUAAGAUUCCAUGAUUUCAUGGAUUUCAUGAUUUCAUAGAUUCCAUGAUUCCAUGUUUUUCUAUGUUUACAAUAGGUAUUAAGGCCUGUUUAAACGGAUCCAACAUUGUUGGACAAACAUCAUCCAACAAUGUUACUAUAAUAGAUAUGACUGCUUCUCUUUCAAAUCUUUCUGGUUAGAUAAGCUUUACUCAAACUCUAAACCUACUAGUCUUGACAAAAAUAUUUGAAAAAGAGGCCGUUUGGGCCAUUAUUUCAACAAUGUUGGAUGAUGUUGGCCCAACAAUGUUGGAUCCGUUUAAACAGGGCUUUAGUAAGAUAAGUUUCUCAGUUCAAAAAUGUGAGCUUACCAGGUUUUAAGCUAAUAGGUUUUCGAAAUACCACGGUUCCUGCUGAAGAACUAAUCUAACGCUAUACUACAGUAUGAUACUUCACAGACUAUAACUAGGGAAAGGCAGUAUCAGAAAUCCACAUUGGAUGUUGUAUUCACAACGUAGACCUCCUAUACUUAUCACUUGAUUCUGUUUUUCCUAGCUCCUGACGGAACCUACCCAAAUGGAGUUCGUGAUGUUUUUAAACAAUUAGUAAGUUUAUUGUUUAACUAUUAAGUGUUUGUGUUCCAUAUAUAUUGAACGCCUUAUAAUGAGCUCCAUAAGCGACCAUGCCCGUGGGGUAAACGUCAUUAUUACGUGGUGUUUCCACAAACAAAAACAAUUAUAUUUUAUCGCCAUGCAAACAUAGUACAAAGAACUUAGUACAUAUUUUGAUAAAUCGGAGUACAAUUAUAAUUUCAAUAUAUAAUUGUUCAGUAGUUAGAGACACAAAUUUGUGAUUAUUUCACACUUUAGAUGCGUGAAGAAGGUCCCAAAGGUUUAUUUAAAGGAUUGACGCCAAUAAUGUUUCGAGCAUUCCCAGCUAAUGCGGUAAGUCAUCCAUGAGAACUGAGAAGUAAAUGCAGAUACUGAAGCUCUGUCGUCACGCAAAAUGUCCGUAAGACCAACAACGACUGACAUUGCCCCUUUAAUGUUCUUUUCUUUAGGCAUGUUUCUUAAGCUAUGAAAUGGCAAUGAAACUACUAAACUGGAUGGCACCAAGUUGGUAGAAGACUCAAUGAAUUGCUUACAUGUUAAAUAUGGUAGGAAUUAUGGAUUACAACGAUUGAUAUACUUUCUUGUAUAGAUUUUGACUUGUUAUUUAACCAAUUUUAUGUCUGAACUCAAUAAAUAUUUGAUAUAUGUACUAUCUCAUGAUAUACUAAAUGCUAAAUUAUUAUAUUUAUCGAC
Molecule: messenger RNA, 2019 nt
Organism: Paramuricea clavata
Lineage: Eukaryota; Metazoa; Cnidaria; Anthozoa; Malacalcyonacea; Plexauridae
Source: the annotation of a GenBank genome assembly